AUGUCCAUUAAUCGAUUAGAAUAUCUUUCAAAUGAAAUUUUUUAUGAAAUUUUCGAAUAUCUCGAUGGUUGUUUUGUAUAUAAUAUAUUUUCAAAUCUUAAUAUUCGUUUUAAAUAUCUUUUUAAUGAUUCAUCUCUUCCACUUAAACUUAAUCUAUCCUGGACAUCAAAAUUAACUUUUGAAAAUUAUUAUAAAUAUAUUAUUAUACCAAAUUUAAAUCGUAUUAUUUCACUUCAUAUACCAAAUCCAUUAGCAAUUAAAUCUUUUCUAUCAUUAUUUUCAAUUAAGAAUUCAUUUAUUCGACUUGAAUCAAUAAAUUUUGGAAAAAUGAAUACUGAACAUAUUAUAUGUCUAUUAAUUUAUUUAAAAACUUUACCACGUCUUUUUUCUUUAUCGAUAAAUAUUAAUAAUCCAAAAGAUAAUGAUAAUACAAUUUUUCAUUUAAUUGUUAGUCUACCAAUUUUAAAAUAUUGUAAAAUUUCUUCUGAAAAUGAAGAAUCUUUAUUUUCAAUACCAAUUUUAAUUCGUAAUAUUAAACAACAAGAAAGUACUAUUGAAUAUUUAAUUCUAAAUAGUAUUUGUGAAUUUGAUCAACUUAUUGCUAUUCUUUCAUAUACUCCUCGACUUAUACAUUUAUCAUGUCAUUCUUUACAUGUUGGUAAUGAUCAAGUACAUAUACCAAUAAUAGUAACUAAUUUAAAAAAAUUAUUUAUUGAAUUAGAUGCAACACCAUUUCAUAUUUUUAAAUCAUUUAUUAGUAAAAUUUCAUUUCAAUUAGAAAUAUUACGUAUAUCAGCAAAAUAUGAAAAAACUUAUCUUGAUGCUAAACAAUGGCAAGAAUUAAUUUCAUUUCAUAUGCCACAUUUACGUAUAUUUGAUUUUCAAUUUAAAAGUCAAUUAUGUGAUGAUCAAAUGAAAUUUAUUGAAUAUGAUAAAUAUAUAGAACAAUUUCAUACAAAAUUUUGGUAUGAACGAAAAUGGUUUUUUACAUAUGAAAAUUGUCAAGGUGAUUAUGGACCAUUUAAAAUUAUUUAUACAAUUCGUCCAUAUAGACGAAAUUAUUAUAAAUUAUAUGAACAUACAAUUAAUAAUCUUGAAAUAUCUACUUAUCAAGAUAAUUCUAUACAUUUAUGUCGUCAUAUUCUUAUUGAAAAUCAAUGGACAAAUUUUAAUUGUUCAAUGCAAUUUCCAUAUACAACUAAAUUAACUCUCAGCGGUGGUUUUGCUGAAAAUAUUCCAUUAUUAAUUAAUAGUCUUAGUAGUAUUAUAUAUUUAACACAAAUUACUGAAUUAAUUUUAGAAUAUGAUUAUUUAUUUAUGAAUAAACUUCUUAUAUUACUUCAACAUAUACCAAAUAUUAAUUCAUUGACUAUUCCUCAAACAUCUAUUAUUCGAACACAUAAUUUAUCUGAAGAUGAAAUUGAAACAAUUCGUAUAAUAUCAAAAAAAAAUCAUAUUAAAAAUAUAUCUAUUAUUGAUCGAGAAUGUUGUACAGUUAAACAACUUCGUUUUCUAUUUGAUUUAUGUCCACAAAUUGAAUAUUUAACAAUAAAUCUAGCAGAAACUUUUGAAGAUUUAAUUAUGGAAUUUUUAAUAACAAAAAUGAAAGAAAAUAAUUAUCGUUUCUUUUUAUUAUGUCUUGCUCGUUGGGAUGCUAAUAUUGAUAUGAUUAAAAAAAUUCAUUGGAUUAUUAAUCGUCAAAAAUUACUUGAUAAUUAUUCACUUGAACUUUUUAAAGGCAAUAUUUAUUUAUGGUGUUGA
Molecule: messenger RNA, 1761 nt
Organism: Rotaria sp. Silwood1
Lineage: Eukaryota; Metazoa; Rotifera; Eurotatoria; Philodinida; Philodinidae
Source: the annotation of a GenBank genome assembly